AUGAGAAUCUUCUCCCGCCAACAACGCCAAGGUCUUCUCAUCCCUGCACUUGCUGCUGUGGUAGUGAGCACGAAUGCAGCAUCGGAUGGGAACCCACUGGCAACUUCGGAUCAGCAGACACUCGAUGCUUUUUCAAUCAAGAUCAGCCAGGAUCACAAGUUCACCCUGUUGAAUGCAGAGGCUAAAGCCGCGUACAAGACAGCCCACGGCCUUCCCAUCAGUGAUGAGGCCUCGUCAAGUAUCGAUGCAGCCAUUGACGAGUUGGCAUUUAGCGCCAUUCAAAAGGCCGUCAAUACCGACACCUACUUCCCUAAGGUCUACUGGCUUGAUGCCGGUCCACGGGAUUGGUUUGGACUUGAUGUGCCGGGCGGACGAUAUUCGUACGACAACCCGGACUGCAUCUAUCGAACUAUCCCCAUCGACAGCAGCCUCAGUUAUAUCAUCACUGGCUAUCGACACACGCCUGGACCAGCCGAUGUAACUUUCUCGCUGAUCAGCGAUCCAAACUCCCAAAACACCGUUGCGCAUCUGUCGGGCAGUGAUUUGGUGAUUGAUGCUGAUGGCUCAUUUACCAUCACAGUCAAUAGCACCUCAGCAGACAACCAAACAAAUCAUAUCCAGUCAACUUCGUCAGCCGUACAACUUCUCAUUCGAAAUAACCUCGGAAACUGGGGAACACAGAAGCCCGACAAUCUGACCGUAGAGCUUGUUGACGAUAACUCGAGUCAAUCCGCUCUCACCGAAGCCGAGAUCAUUCUCACCGCGAUAUGGAACUUGCAAGAAUCCAUCGUGGACUACGGCGUGGGCGCUUUGGGGAUCAAAACCUCUUUAAACAAGGUCAACACCCUCUCGACGCCGAGUCAAUCGAGUACCCUUGGUACAUUGACUACUCAAGCAAGCUCCUUUGGCCACUUCAAUCUAACCGAUGAUGAGGCCCUUGUUGCGACUGUCACACAGGGUGAUGCGGAUUACUUUGUUUUCCCAUUGACGAACCCGUGGAUGAUUACGACCGAUCCGGGCAGCCAAAUCAGUUUGAACAAUGAGCAAGCAGUCGCAAAUUCCAACGGUACUUACACUUUUGUGAUUUCCGUAGAGGAUCCGGGAGUCUAUAACUGGCUGAACACGACUGGUCUCCACGAGGGUACGAUUAUGGUUCGCUGGCAAGGCCUGCCGACUUCUUCCUCUUCGUCUACCUCGGUUGCUGUUGAUGUUCAAGUUGUUGCUCUUUCCGAUCUUGCCUCUGUUCUUCCAAGCGAGACACGAUAUGUGACCGCGGAAGAGCGUAAGUCGCGCCUUGCUCAGCGUAUUGCGGCAUUUUCCCAGCGAACGGAGGUCUAA
This is a messenger RNA of Penicillium brasilianum, 1338 nucleotides long. The record is from the annotation of a GenBank genome assembly. NCBI's taxonomy places the organism in Eukaryota, Fungi, Ascomycota, Eurotiomycetes, Eurotiales, Aspergillaceae.